Messenger RNA from Peromyscus maniculatus bairdii (prairie deer mouse), 3016 nucleotides. It is a transcript of the gene Prdm6, whose product is annotated as PR/SET domain 6. The record is from RefSeq and is a predicted model, not a curated record. Lineage: Eukaryota; Metazoa; Chordata; Mammalia; Rodentia; Cricetidae. Gene Ontology annotation, molecular function: histone methyltransferase activity; protein binding. Gene Ontology annotation, biological process: regulation of gene expression. Gene Ontology annotation, cellular component: nucleus.
CCCCCACUCCCUUCUUUCCUUCUGUCUCUCCAUACACGCGCGCGGGUACACACACACACAUAGACACACACACACACACGCACACGCACACGCACACACGAACGCACACACUUGUAUUUGGUGCUGUCGUAAAACCCACGUGUCCAGCCAGGGGACUGCCAGAGCAGAGCCGAAGCGCCGAAGCGACCGAGCGCAGCUGCCCGAGGCGGCUCGGUCCCGAGUCCUCCAGCGCUCCCGCGCUCUCAGCGGAGCUGCUCUUGCGCCCUCCGCGGGCCUCGGCGGGCCUCGGCGUCUUUUGCUGGCAUCCCGGGAGGGUUCCAGGCGGCGGGGUCUCUAAGACCCUCCACCUCCUCCGCCUUGGGGUCAUGUAGCUCGCCCGGGGCUCCCACUCUCCGCUCGUGCAUCGACACGGCCUCCGGAACGCAGGCACGCUAGCACUGGCCGCUGCUCUCGGUUCCCAGCUCGAGGCGUCGGACAUGCUGAAGCCGGGGGACCCCGGUGGCUCGGCCUUCCUCAAAGUGGACCCAGCCUACCUGCAGCACUGGCAGCAACUCUUCCCGCACGGAGGCGGCGGCGGCCCGCUCAAAGGCAGCGGGACCGCGCUUCCCCUCGGCGCGCCCCAACCCCUGCAGCCGCCGCCGCCGCCGCCUGCCGCCGCCGCGCUGGCGGGUCUCUCGGCCUUGCCGGUGGCGCAGAUGCCGGUGUUCGCGCCCCUAGCUGCUGCUGCGGUGGCCGCGGAGCCGCUGCCCCCCAAGGACCUGUGCCUGGGCGCCUCCACGGGCCCUGGGCCCGCUAAGUGCGGUGGCGGCGGCGGUGGCGGCGGCGCGGGGGACAGCCGGGGCGUCCCGCGUUUCCGCUGCAGCGCCGAGGAGCUGGACUAUUACCUGUACGGCCAGCAGCGCAUGGAAAUCAUCCCGCUCAACCAGCACACCAGCGACCCCAACAACCGUUGCGACAUGUGCGCGGACAACCGCAACGGGGAGUGUCCCAUGCACGGGCCACUGCACUCGCUGCGCCGGCUUGUGGGCACCAGCAGCGCUGCGGCCGCGGCACCCCCGCCGGAGCUGCCCGAGUGGUUGCGGGACCUGCCGCGGGAGGUGUGCCUGUGCACGAGCACCGUGCCCGGCCUGGCGUACGGCAUCUGUGCGGCGCAAAGGAUCCAGCAGGGCACUUGGAUUGGGCCCUUCCAGGGCGUGCUCCUGCCACCGGAGAAAGUGCAGACCGGCGCGGUGAGGAACACGCAGCACCUCUGGGAGAUAUAUGAUCAAGAUGGGACACUUCAGCACUUUAUUGAUGGUGGGGAGCCCAGCAAGUCGAGCUGGAUGAGGUAUAUCCGAUGUGCAAGGCACUGUGGAGAGCAGAAUCUAACAGUAGUUCAGUACAGGUCGAAUAUAUUCUACCGAGCCUGUAUAGAUAUCCCCAGGGGCACCGAGCUUCUGGUGUGGUACAACGACAGCUACACGUCUUUCUUUGGGAUCCCCUUACAAUGCAUUGCCCAGGAUGAAAACUUGAACGUCCCUUCCACAGUCAUGGAAGCCAUGUGCCGACAAGACGCCUUGCAGCCUUUCAACAAAAGCAGUAAGCUUUCUCCCUCCGGCCAGCAGCGCUCCGUGGUUUUCCCACAGACUCCCUGCAGCAGGAAUUUCACCCUCUUGGAUAAAUCUGGGCCCAUUGAGGCAGGAUUUAGCCAAAUCAACGUGAAGAACCAGCGGGUCCUGGCCAGCCCAACCUCCACCAGCCAGCUGCAUUCGGAGUUCAGCGACUGGCACCUUUGGAAGUGCGGCCAGUGCUUUAAGACUUUCACACAGCGAAUCCUCCUGCAGAUGCACGUCUGCACACAGAACCCGGACAGACCCUACCAGUGUGGCCACUGCUCCCAGUCCUUUUCCCAGCCGUCAGAACUGAGGAACCACGUGGUCACCCACUCCAGCGACAGACCUUUCAAGUGUGGCUACUGUGGCCGCGCCUUCGCUGGGGCCACCACUCUCAACAACCACAUCCGGACCCACACUGGAGAAAAGCCCUUCAAGUGUGAGCGGUGUGAAAGAAGCUUCACACAGGCCACGCAGCUGAGUCGACACCAGCGAAUGCCCAACGAGUGCAAGCCAAUAACCGAGAGCCCGGAAUCAAUCGAAGUGGAUUAACUGAUUGACUGGCUGGAAUUAAACUGCAAGGAAAGUCAUGAUUAAAUGUCACGGACACUUAAGCAAAACCAAAGAUUUCCUCGGAGCAACUUUCAAUCAGUCCCAGAAAACCAAAAGCAGUAAUAAAAUAAGUAAGAUGUUAAGAGAUAUUGAUCCUGGCAUGGAAGUCAGACCAGGAAAGAGAUUAUUUAUUUAUGACUAGGGAUGAGACUGAUUUCCGUGGACAACUCACCUGGGAUGGCUAGCAUUUCCAGUCCAACCAUGAGUUUGCUUUAUUUCUAAAAAAGCUUUUUUUAAAUAAAUAAAAAAAAAAAACUGUUAUUUAAUACCAAAGGGAGGAUUCCUCUGCCCACAGUUGUGAGAAAGAACGCACAGGGACUUGGUUCUCAUUGCACCUUUUUUUUUUUCUUUCUUUUUUUUUUGGUAGUAGCAUGUUUCAAGGGGACCCAUUGUACGGCCUUCCUCCUUCUGUCAAGGCCUGGCCCACCCGGUGUGGGUGACCCCAGCGAGGAUGGCUGAGGCAGAAGUGAGAACCUGGCUGGCUAGCCCGGCGCCACCUGCAGCCUCCUCGGAGGCGGCCCGUGUCUGUAGUUUUCAUGUUUCAUGCACUUUCUUGUGGCUCCUUUCCACCCGCCAGCCUGGAACUGAUGCUGGAGAAAGGAAGAAAAACGGCUUCAGAUGGCCAAGUCGAAGGACGAACGUGGAGGGCUUGCUUUGUCCUGUCCGGAUGUCAGAAACCUUUGCCGUGUACGGCGCUUCACAGUACAAUAUAUCGUCCUGAAGCAGCUAGUGGAGGAAAUGUUGUUUCCGGUAACGUUUUUUAGCUUAAGAAAAAUGAAAACAGAAAUAAAGUUCUUUGGUCUGAGGCUGAA